UUAUUUCUUCACCACUCGGAAAUUCAAAGUCCGGUAUAAUUGAGAGAACGUUCAAAGUACUUGACAAAUUAUAAGGGUUCUCAGUGUCCAAAAUUCAGGUUUGCUCAACUGUACACAAGCCUGUCUGUUUUCUUUAUACAAACAUUUUCUUCAAUAAAUCUUUAGCCAUGGCUUCUAGUGAUGAUGUAAUUGAGGGCUCUAUAUCUUCUCUUUUUAUUGGUUCCUUGAAGUCUAAUCAGAGUGGAGAUUUGCUUUCACCUGAAGAAAUAGCAUGGGUCGAUUCUUGCCUGGUUAAAGAUCCAGAAAAUUCAGAUGGUGACUGGAGUUCCAUGAAAGAUACCUUGAUAGAAAUCCUUGGUUUGCAACCUGAUUCACAGGACUCAUCUGACCCUGGAACUGAUGACUUUCCUGGAGUAACUGAAACUGAGAUGCUUCAUUCUGCUGAACAAGGAAUUGUCAAGUUCUCAGGAGGAAUUGAUGUAGGUACUAUUCAAAUUAAUAAAGAUACAGAAAUGAGCAGUGAUGAUUUUCCAAACAAGGAGGAGAGUAGCAAUUUAUUAUCACAACAUUAUCAGGGAGAUCUCUCAGAAACUUUGAGAAAUGCUUUUCAGCCAAAUUACAGGGAGGAAAACAAGAGAAUGGGUGAAUCGGUUGAUUCAGGACUAGAUGUUGGUUCUCCAGCAGAUGAGACAGAGCCAUCUACUGAGGAUAUCUUUAGGGUCUGGGAUUUGGGCAUUCCAUUAGUGGAAGAUGAGCUUGUUAAACAGUUGAACAAGGCGCUUUCAGAAAGUAAUGAUCAAGUGAUGCCAUCAAGGACUGAUGAUUUAGGGGCAUGGAAGGAUUUUACUGAAAAAUCAGUUGAUGAUUUAGUUGCUGGCAUUGCAGACCUGUCUUUGGAUCAGCAUUUCUAACUAGAGAACAUGUUCAUAGUACAUCCUUAACAUCUGUGAAGUUGAAAUAUUGAUACUAACAGUUAACAAUGCAUUUGGAUGCUGCACUGAAAUGGAAGGAAUUCAUAGUGUUUUUUUGUGUCCUUAUGUUAUGGGACCACUGUGUUUUAGGAUUCAUGGUUUGAUAUACUCUCUACUUGCUUUUCUUAAGUUGUAUCUUAUAUUUUUAAUUUUAUUAAUUUAGUUCAUAAGUUAUUUA
This is a messenger RNA of Manihot esculenta (cassava), 1149 nucleotides long. RefSeq lists its product as uncharacterized. Lineage: Eukaryota; Viridiplantae; Streptophyta; Magnoliopsida; Malpighiales; Euphorbiaceae. The record is from RefSeq and is a predicted model, not a curated record. Bases 168 to 911 code for a protein of 247 amino acids. The transcript is spliced from 2 exons.